Molecule: messenger RNA, 1419 nt
Organism: Kockovaella imperatae
Lineage: Eukaryota; Fungi; Basidiomycota; Tremellomycetes; Tremellales; Cuniculitremaceae
Exons: 5
Coding region: 22-1419 (465 amino acids)
Source: RefSeq, a predicted model, not a curated record
GGUGCUACUUAGGCAACGUGUAUGUCUCCCAGUAACCUCCUCUAUGUUGAAGAGGUCAAUUUUGCUCAUUCCUCCAUCUCACAACGAGCGAGGAUUCCUCAGCCGCUAUUUGACAACAUCAACCUACACUAUCCUUCUUGUCAUAGCAUCAUGUCGGAGUACAUCUGCCCAGUGCGCCUCUGUAAAAAAGAGUUUAUGUUCCUCAGCAAGCUCCGGACACAUCUCUUUCGAUCCCACGAUCUCGCCUGGGAGGACGGCCGAAAGGUUGAUCACGCCAGUCAGGUGCAAAAGAGGAAGCGAGGUGCCAAGGUCGAGAAGGGACCGACGAGUAUGCAGACUCAGAAACAGAGGAAGAAGCAGAAGAGCACGGUGCCGGGAGGAGCUCCUGUCCCCGGGACAGCUUACGACAGCGACAUUGUCCCCAUCAUUGACAUGCGAACUCCUUCCCCCAGCCCAGCCGGAGUCGGCAUCCCCCAGACUCCGUAUGAUGCUCCUGAGACACCACGUCCCAGCCAAUGGGCCAUGACGCCAGAUUCGUCAGAUACACCCUCGCCUCGAUCUUCCCCUGACCCAGUGAUUCAGACCCCCACAUCACUCCUACAACAGCGCGUCUCUGGAACAUCUUCGAAGAAAUUCCCAACGUGGGCCGUCCGAACGCCGAGCCCUCUGCCUGGCAAGAACAGAGUGGUCGGUGCCGAAUCGGCUAGAGUGAUCAGUGCCGGAACUAUUGGUGAAGACACAGACUUCUUGGACGAGGACGAAGAAUGCGCUGGGUCACCGCUCGACGUCCUCGGAGGGAUAUUCAAAACCAAUGAUAGCGACAAGGACGUGGAUACCGACGUGGGACGCGAUCUCUUGGAGCAGGAUGACCGGACCGAAGGACAGGCAUCUGAAGUGAACUCGUUUCUUCCGGGUCCAGGCGAAGAGUCGUCCAUCACAGUGACUCUCACAAAAGUCCCUGCGGAUCCCUCACCUGUCUCUGUCGCAAGAUCGCCCCUCCUCGGACCUGCUUACGAUGUAUUCCUUCCAGAGCACCGGAAGAAGUCUCAACCCCGGAAGGAUGAUCAUCUCGAAGAAUCGCCCUCGGAAGACAGCGUCGACCAGUACAUGACUGGCAACGAAGACCAUCACGGCAUGGGCUUAGAGCAUGGCGAAAGCGGCCCUGCAUCUCCAAAGUCGUCUUCGCUUGUCCCCCAGACCCCUUCUCAUUCCGGCCGCGGAAGCAACCACUUGCCCUCCCCGACCAGCUCUCAGCUCAUUGAGCAGCUCCUCCAAACGCCACUUGUAUCAGCAUCCGCUCCACAAGCGAUGCCAGAUCUCUGUCCCUGCCUGAUUCUUAAGAUGAUUCAUCGGCUCACGGCCCAGGCUUGCGGCAAGUGUCAUUGCCAAGCGCACAGUGACAAUUUCAGCUGCAAGUGA